Molecule: messenger RNA, 711 nt
Organism: Adelges cooleyi (spruce gall adelgid)
Lineage: Eukaryota; Metazoa; Arthropoda; Insecta; Hemiptera; Adelgidae
Exons: 5
Coding region: 40-663 (207 amino acids)
Source: RefSeq, a predicted model, not a curated record
AUUCGAAUAUCUUAGGCAUUAAAAAAAAAUCACACAGUUAUGAAUUUUAAAAAUGUUAUAUUUUUUUUAUAUUUGUUUGUUCAUUUAUAUACAGCAAAUGCAGGAAUUUGCGAAGAUCCGUCGGAACUAGCCAGACUUUAUGAAAGAAUUGAAGAUGAAAACCGAGUUGGUUGUAAAGAUGCAGCAAGUUAUUACUUAAUGAAACUAUUAUACUUCGCCACUUAUCCACUAGCUGAUAGUUUGGAAGAACCUCACCGAACCGGAGGUGUUACCAAGGCUACAAUAUGGGAGUACAUAAGUGAACCAAACGCGCGCAAGGAUUUUGGAAUUUCAGAGUCGGAUGAACGAAAGAUACUUGAUACCGUGUGGGAGGAAGAAAUGUCGAAAAAGAAAUUUAUUAGAUUAAUAACAAUAAAAGCAAAACUUACUUAUGAGCAACUCGCCAAAAUUUAUACUGACGUAUUUCGUGAAAGUAAAAAAAAAAUUGAAAUUAGAGGCCAUAAAGUCUGGUCAUUCGGUAAAGUUGACAAGAAAAGAGUUAAGAAGUACUUGAUAAGGGAAAAAAAUCAAUAUAAUCUAAGUGAAAAUGAUGUCGAAAAUAUAACUGCACCAUUGAGGGAUUGUGAUAUGGGGUGGCACACAUUUUAUAGAUUAAUAAUUUAAAAAAUAAUGUAAACGCUACAACGUCAGCCGGUGGUGGAUUUAAACAUU